This is a messenger RNA of Dicentrarchus labrax (European seabass), 3665 nucleotides long. Its product is annotated as cdc42 effector protein 3. The transcript is spliced from 3 exons. Lineage: Eukaryota; Metazoa; Chordata; Actinopteri; Moronidae. The record is from RefSeq and is a predicted model, not a curated record. Bases 858 to 1481 code for a protein of 207 amino acids.
AACCUGCUGUGCACUCAACAACCUAUUCAAACUCAACCUCUCUCACUCUCCCCGUCUCUCAAACACAAUUAGGUCCAGAAAUGAGUCGUGCGCCUCUGUAGUUUCUCCCACAUUUCGGUCUUUCUCAAUAUCAAGGAAUCAAAUCAGCAGCUCCUGCUUCACACCCACUGUCUCACAGGUAAUGGGUGCAGCCAACCAACCAGCAGGACUUAGUUUAACACUUAUGACUAAAAGGUCAACUCACACCGCAACCAGGAUGAUAUCAUCUGACGGCUGGCAACCAUUCUAAAAGGGGGAUGACUGCUAAUAUAAACUAAGAAAAGCCUUAAGAAAAAAAAUUUGAAGAAAAGAUAACCUCCACCUGGAAGUCUUAACGCUCUUGUACUCUGACCUCACCUGGCUUAUCUCUUAGGCAAAAGAAGACUUUCACCAGCGACACACCUGGAGAGCUCUGCAAUGCAAGAGGGAGUUUACACUGGGAAGGAUUAGCAAAAAAAAAAAAGGGGGGGGGAUUUAAUGUCUGAGGACUGACAAGACUCACCUAAGCAGCAGCAUAGACAAAGGACUAGACUGUACAAUCAAGUCUUCCCUGUAACAGCUGAACAAGCCCCAUCAUGUCAAGGAAGAGUUUGUCGGGGUGUGCAGGUAGACGCUGCCUAGUUUCCUGACAGAGACGUGUGUGCAUGUGAGGGAUUCAAAUAUCCUGUAUUUGCUCAGCGAGACAGAUGGCAUUAUGUGUUUAAGCUUCACCACUUCCUAAGGAUUCAUUGUCAAACAAAGGAGAAAAUACAAAAGGAUACAAAGACUUUUGAGGAUACAUAAAAACAUUUGAGCCUAUUUCAACCAAAUCUGCCAAGAUGCCACUCAGAACAUCGUUGUAUAGAAAGCCAUCCUCUGGUCGUUGGUCCAGCAGGAACUCCAAACGCAGGGAGGUGCUGUCCGUAAAUAUGAUUAGUUUACCACUGGCCGAUUUCCGCCACAUCUCACAUAUUGGCAACGAUGCCGAUACGGACAGCUUUGGAGAUCUCUCCUUCUUAAAAAUGGGCCACGGUCUGCUUCUACAAAGCUCCCAGAGCGAGCAGAAUCUCUUCCUGGCCUGCUCGGCUCCACCCAAGCCUCCGCGUCUAAACCUGGAUGAGGCAGACGGUUCUGAGAGCCCCGACUGGCACGGAAACCACCAGCACAGCGUGUCCCAGAAGAGAAAGAAAUGCAGCUCUAUGCCACUUCUGGACAGUGAGGAAGGAGACAUAGAGAUGGAAAAGGAGGAUGGGUGCCAAAGAGGGAAUAUUGUUGCUUCCAGUCAGACUCACAGACCUGGAUGGGGCAGCCUGAGCUUAGACAAGGAUGGAGACUCCGCAGACAACUGUGACAAAAGUGCUGGACAGCCAAAGGAUGAGGACAGUGGCUUUUCAUUUAGCCUCGACCUGGGCCCUUCAAUCUUGGAUGAUGUUCUCCAAGUGAUGGACAAACUCCACAAUUAGACAAGAUAGCAGCCAAGGGUUACAGGAAGCCUUUACUAAAAGUCUGGAAUAUGGAGAACUCGAACUGUUCUGUAUGACACAUUUCUCCUCAAGUGAUGGUUAUUGUUCAAAUAAACUGUAGAUAUCUUAUUUUAUGAUCCCUGGGCACCUAGUAGUAAUACACAGCCUUUGGAGAGAACUAUUAAUGGAGGUUAACUACUACACUGAAAAGACUGUCUUUUACCAGUAUUUCAGUAAAACAUGCUACGUACUUUUUGAAUCACACAUCACAGCAGAUUUUUAGGGUAAGGAGCUUACUCCUUUAUAGAGCACCAGAUAUUGUGUCUACAGCACACUGUGGUCCAUAGCAUUUGUAAAAAGUAAAAAUAAUCUCUUGCUUGAAAGUUAAUGUUCUCCUUAGAUUGACCCCUUGUAGAGGUCGAUCCAAUGUUUAAAUUAAUAAUUGAACAAACUGAUGUCAAACCCCAAGCUGGACAUUUCUUCUUUUACUUCCCUCCUUUGCUAUUGUAAUCCCCCAAACCACACGCCACAGCACUGAAGACGGCUGUUAAGACUUAAGAGUGUUGUGUUUAAGAAAAGAAAAGCUGCAGCUGGAAUCCAAGGUCCUCGAGCUGCGAUGUCUUGGCUCUUAGCGUGCUUGCCAAUCUAUUGUGUGCAGAGGGCAAUUUUGCCUCCGCACGCAUCCCAGAGGCCCCACUCAAAGGUAGACCAAGGUACCCCCCAUCUCUCAUUCCCAACAAUGCAGUGAAAACAAACACUUAGCUCUGCUUCCAAUAAAAGCCAGCCAGUAGUGGCAGGUUGGGCUGCAGACCAAGCCAGGCCACAGGUCCAAGACCUGAAAAGAAAAAAAAAAAAAAAAAAAAAAAAGGAGAGCAGGGUGUUUUCUUAGCUGCAAAUCAAGAGUCCGAUACUCUGGUGAGUGGCACACGAGAGGGAAAGUGGUAAAGGGUAACGUGAUACUUCCACAUAUGCAGGGGGUGUCGAGGGAGGAGGACCAGAGACAUCCAUUACUGCAGCAAAAGUCCUGAUGAGGGUUUAAACACUACCUUCUGACCAAACAGACCCCCCCUCCACCCGACACGUGAAAAAGACAUGCUUGUGUCUCACAUAGCAUGGAACUGAGAUUUGUGUCGAUCAAGAUGCACUUUCCUCAGGUCUGGAUAAGGAGAGAGUCAGGACAGAGCCUCAGUCUGUGCCUUACUGGGGGUAGGGGGGGUUGUCAGGAAAGGCUGUGGGGCAAACCCAGAACCAGCCAAAUUCCUUAGUUCCCCACGGGUCAUGCUGCAAAAUAUACGAACCACAAGUGUCCCGCUUCUGGCAAUGGAUUUAGAACUCUAUGUAUGUCCAGGAACAGCGAUGUUUGUGGGAACAUCUGCACUGUAUACCUCUUUUGACAUCUCCCAUUUUAAACUGGAAAUCACUACCCCCUUUUUUUGUAUAUGUUAUGACAAUAACACAUUGUGAAACAUAUAUGCAUUGAAAAAUGUACUGCUGUAUUUUGGUGAAGUAAAGAAAAAUAUCGUUCAAAUUCCACAAUUGGUGGUUUGGUGAAUAGAACUGCUCAUGUCAACAUUUUAAGAAAGCUUGUAUGACACUGUUUACACACCCUGAUGGACAGACAUUUAUUUGGCUUUUUAACCAUCAGCAGCCACUGUGUGGGCAAUGAGCGUUGUCAGUCACUUACAGUAUACCUAACAGUUUCCAGAAAAAUUAUAGCCUUGGAUUAUCCAACACAACAAGCAGCACAAUAUCAUUUCAGGGUGGAGAGACACACAAGCCUAAAUUAGACAGGCAUGUCAAGCAGGAUUUAAUGUAGAAACAUAAAUACUGUGUUACAUUAAACUGGACUUUGGAGCAACUGCUGAGCUGUUAGGCAAGCCCUGCUCUGAGGCACACCUGUAUCAGACAGAGUUCAACAGCUAACUAGGGUGUGUUAGUUUGUCAGACUUUUAUAAUACAGGCGACUUUUUCCAGAUAAGCAAGAGAAAGAGCUAUUCAGUUACACAGACUUUACAUUGGACAGUGUUACCCUGUCUGCUACAAUGGCCCUUAAUGAUCAAAGUCUAAUUUUUUCACAAGAGAAAGAAAAAUUGUGCAGUGUCGGCCAGGCAUAUACUAGACACUGUGGAAACAAAUGAUUGUUAUGUUUGUUAUAUAUAUUAAACAAUAUAAGAAAAACAACAA